AUGUCCUACACAAACGGCGCCGCAUUCCCGGACGAGGAUGUGGAAGAAGAAACUCUCGUGGCAGACUAUCAAGAGCAGGUAAACAGCUAUGACGAGGGCGCCGACUUGGAGCGUGGAGAUUCGAUCAUCAGUGGUGGACCUGCGGACCUACGAGCGCAACUUGAAGCUGCUGCCGCUCCUUUGGAGUUUCAAGCGAGUCUGGAAACCAAAUUUCAAAGUUACGACAACUACUGCUCGCUUUUCCACUACAUCCUCAACUCCGAGGGCCCGGUAGACAUCGAGACGCCCUCUUACUACUGGGCUUGGGAUGUGAUCGAUGAAUUCAUCUACCAGUUCGAAUCCUUCUGUCGCUACCGCAACCGGGUGGCUCGCACCGCACCCACUGAAGAGGAAGCCCAAGUUCUGCGAGAAAAUCCUAACACAUGGGGCUGCUACAGCGUUCUGAACGUCCUGUAUUCGUUGAUCCAACGCUCGCAGAUCAACGAGCAGCUGGCUGCCACAAAGAGAGGCGAAGACCCCACGGCCGUAGCUGGGGAGUAUGGCUCACGCCCCCUCUACCGCAUGCUGGGCUAUUUCUCCAUCAUCGGCCUCUUGCGUGUGCACUGCCUCCUCGGAGACUUCAGUCUCGCGCUGAAGACCCUGGACGACAUCGAGAUGAACAAGAAAGCCAUGUUCGCCCGCGUCAUGGCGGCGCACCUGAACACCUACUAUUAUGUCGGCUUCUCUUACAUGAUGCUCCGCCGCUACGCGGACGCCGUGCGCAUGUUCAGCCACAUCCUGGUGUACGUGUCUCGCACCAAGAACUUCCAAAAGGGACCCAAUCAAGGGCAAUUCGACGCCAUCGCGAAGAAGACCGAACAGAUGUACGCCCUCAUCGCCAUCUGCGUCUCAUUUGCGCCCACUCGUCUGGACGACUCCAUCCACACGACCCUGCGCGAAAAGUACGGCGAGAAAUUCGCGAAACUGCAACGCGGCGGCACGGAGAGCUUGCCGAUCUUUAAGGAGUUGUUCCAGUCUGCCUGUCCGAAGUUCAUCACCCCGACCCCUCCGGACUUCGACAACCCGUCAUUGAACAUCGACCCCGUCGACCACCACACCGAGAUCUUCAUGGACGAGGUCCGCAACACGCUCUUCAACCCCCUGAUCAAGUCGUACCUGAAACUCUACACGACCAUGAGCAUCCAGAAACUCGCGGGUUUCUUGGAAGUCGAGCCCGAGAAGCUCCGCAGCUGGCUCCUCGUGAACAAGCAGCGGAGUUGUCGGCAGAUCCGCUGGACCGAGGGGGGCCUGUUGGAAGGCGAGGUCGUGGGUGUGCUGGGCAACGGCAGCUCAGAGGGGUUGGACUACGCCAUCGAGGGCGACUUGAUCCAUAUCAGCGAGGCGAAGCAGGGGAGACGGCUGGUGGAUUGGUACCUGCGGAACUUGGCGAGAGCCUACUGA
Molecule: messenger RNA, 1440 nt
Organism: Fonsecaea erecta
Lineage: Eukaryota; Fungi; Ascomycota; Eurotiomycetes; Chaetothyriales; Herpotrichiellaceae
Product: eukaryotic translation initiation factor 3 subunit L
Exons: 2
Coding region: 1-1440 (479 amino acids)
Biological process (GO): translational initiation
Cellular component (GO): eukaryotic translation initiation factor 3 complex; cytoplasm
Molecular function (GO): translation initiation factor activity
Source: RefSeq, a predicted model, not a curated record